This is a messenger RNA of Phodopus roborovskii (desert hamster), 1832 nucleotides long. RefSeq names its product steroid 5 alpha-reductase 3 (gene Srd5a3). The transcript has 6 exons. Gene Ontology annotation, biological process: polyprenol catabolic process; dolichol-linked oligosaccharide biosynthetic process. Gene Ontology annotation, cellular component: endoplasmic reticulum. The record is from RefSeq and is a predicted model, not a curated record. NCBI's taxonomy places the organism in Eukaryota, Metazoa, Chordata, Mammalia, Rodentia, Cricetidae. Gene Ontology annotation, molecular function: 3-oxo-5-alpha-steroid 4-dehydrogenase activity. Bases 30 to 1022 code for a protein of 330 amino acids.
GGCGCGCGUGCAUAGCCCGCUCCCGGGCCAUGGCUAGCUGGGCCGGGGCCGUGCUCUCGGUGCUGAACCCGCUGCGCACACUGUGGCUGGCGCUGGCCGCCGCCUUCCUGCUCGCACUGCUCCUGCAGCUGGCACCCGCCGGACUGCUGCCGAGCUGCGCGCUCUUCCAGGACCUCAUCCGCUACGGGAAGACCAAGCUGCCCGGCCCGCGGCGCCCCGCCGUCUGCAGGGCCUUCGACGUCCCCAAGAGGUAUUUUUCUCACUUUUAUAUCGUCUCGGUGUUGUGGAAUGGCUUCCUGCUCUGGUUCCUUUCCCAGUCUCUCUUCCUGGGAGCACCUUUUCCAAACUGGCUUCGUGCUUUGCUCAGAACUCUUGGGGCCACACACUUCCGAGCACUGGAGAUGGAGUCCAAGGCUUCCCAAAUGAUAGUGGGUCAGCUGGCUCUGUCUGCCUUCUUGGUGCUGACGUCCCUCUGGGUCCAUAGCCUUCGGAGGCUCUUCGAGUGUUUCUACAUCAGCGUGUUCUCUAACGCCGUGAUUCACAUCGUGCAGUACUGUUUCGGGCUUGUCUACUAUGUCCUAGUUGGCCUAACUGUACUGAGCCAAGUGCCCAUGGACGACAAGAGUGUCUAUGUGCUGGGGAAGAAUCUGCUGGCACAAGCUCGGUGGUUCCACGUCCUUGGAAUGCUGAUGUUUCUCUGGUCAUCUGCCCAUCAGUAUGAGUGCCAUGUCAUUCUCAGCAACCUCAGGAGAAACAAAAAAGGUGUGAUAGUUCACUGCCAGCACAGGAUCCCCUUCGGAGACUGGUUCGAAUACGUGUCUUCGGCUAACUACCUAGCAGAGCUGAUGAUCUACUUCUCCAUGGCUGUCACCUUUGGGUUCCACAAUUUAACUUGGUGGCUGGUGGUGACGUACGUCUUCUUCAGCCAAGCCUUGUCCGCCUUCUUUAACCACAAAUUCUACAAGAGCACAUUCGUCUCCUACCCAAAGCAUAGGAAAGCGUUCCUCCCAUUUUUGUUUUAAGGCAGCCUUUCUUUAGAGGAGUGCAAGCCAGGUGACAGAUUCCAUUCCUGUAGACACAGAGACAGCAACGGGAGCAGACAUGCAGCAGGGAUGUUGGACAUUCCGUUCUACUGUAAUGCUGCAGUGUUCACUGGGCGAGGCAGAUGCUCUUGGAGAAGACAUUCCUGGCAGACCUGGGCCUGAGGAAUCUGCUUUCUGCCGAGCUUUACAGAGACAAGGGAAAACCAGUAAAUGGGCAUCUCCAAGCUGAUCUGUGGUCACACUAACCAGGCAUAUAAAUAGCUUUGCAUGCAUACAUGCAUGCUUGAGUCAGUCCUGUCAUGCCCUCCAACCCCCUUCUCUCUCUCUCUCUUUCCCUCUCUCCCUCUCUCUCUCUCUCUCUCCCUCUCUCUCUCUCUCUCUCUCUCUCUCUCUCUCUCUCUCUCUCUCUCUCUCUCUCUCUCUUUCUCUCGUGCAGGAAGAAAAAUGACCCUCUGUGUCUGGGAACAGUGAGCUGGACUGAGUACUGUGGGCUAGCACAGUUUUUUUAAAUACAUGUUACAGGUCAAUAAAAACAGAAACCUCUGAAAAUAAUAUGAAUGUAUAAUUGAAUGUAUAAUAUCACACCAGUGGUUCCAAUGAAGAAAGAAGUUUGUUGGCAUUAAUUAAUAUUCCAAAUUUAUCACCAAUAUCUUGUUACAUAACUAUUGCCUUGCCUGCCCGGCAAACCAGCCUAACAAUAAGUUUGGGAACUGUUCUUGAUUGAAUUCUCUUUUUGACAUUUGUACUGAAAAGAUCAGGAAAUAAAAUAUUUUUAUACUUAUGAAUACA